AUGGAACUGGAAAAAAGGAAAUAUAACCUGGUCUUUUUUGGAAUUGAGGAGUCUGGUAAACUAGAAGCGGAGAUGGUAGACUACAUAAAGGACAUAAUAAAAGAAACAGGAACACACAUAGAUAGUCAGGAAAUCAAAAACAUAUAUAGGAUCGGCAAAAACAACAAUAAAAGUCGCCCUGUCGUAGUCACCUUAACGUCUUUAUGGAAAAAACAUACCAUAUUGAAAAACAAGGCUAAUCUCCCACCAGGUAUUAAUGUCAAGGAGGAUUACACUAAGGAAGUACUUGAAAAGCGGAAGAAGCUACAACCACAACUAGAAGAGGAAAGGAAGAAAGGAAAUAUCGCUUAUCUUAAUAUGACAAACUUA
Brenthis ino (lesser marbled fritillary) is the source of this 369-nucleotide messenger RNA. Lineage: Eukaryota; Metazoa; Arthropoda; Insecta; Lepidoptera; Nymphalidae. The record is from the annotation of a GenBank genome assembly.